Messenger RNA from Rotaria sordida, 3900 nucleotides. The record is from the annotation of a GenBank genome assembly. Lineage: Eukaryota; Metazoa; Rotifera; Eurotatoria; Philodinida; Philodinidae.
AUGUUUUCUCCACAAAUUGAAUGGUAUUGUGCUCAAUGUGAAUCUGUUCCAACUGAUCGUCGAAAAUAUUGUGCUGAUUGUGAUUCGAUGCUAACUUGGACAUGUACUGGUUCGGGAAAAUCUGGUUUGUACACCAAUUAUUAUCGUCAUCGUGACAACUGUAAUUAUUGUACACCAGAACUUGAAGAAGAAAGACAAAAAAAAUUGGAAGAGAAGAAAGUUGCUAAUCAGCAACAUUUUCAAAUUUUAGAUGAUAAUCAACGUCCAUGGUCAGAAUGGAAACGUACUGAUGCAUCUUGCAUACAGCAUACUGGGCAUGACGUUGAACAAGUACACGAAUUAUAUUCUAUGUAUGAAGAACCAUUAAUAAAUUAUUGUUCUCAUAGAAACAAGUUACAUGUGAGCAGUGCCACCACAUCCUAUUUAUCUCCUAUGAAUUUGCUUGUGGUUACAUUAUGGUAUUUUAAACAUUAUCAUUCUGAACCCUACAUUGCUUCAGAAUUGAAUUUUACUCAUCAAGGGGUGAACUAUUUCUUAACAGCAGUAGUGGAUAUUUUACAUUCGUUUGUAUAUCCAGCAUUCGUUUCUUUACCUGCUGAUCUACCUAACAGAAGAACAUCACAUGGACCUCAACAACAUCAUAAAUUAAUUGUUGACUCGACUUUUAUUGCAAUUCCUGAACCACAUGAUUCAGAACAACGUAAAAAAUAUUAUCAUGCAAAAAGUCCAACAAAUUAUGCAAUAAAAGUACAAAUAGCUUGUGAUUUUCGUCAUCGAAUAGUGCAUGUAUCUGAAUGUUACCAUGGAAGUAAACAUGAUAUUACAGUUCUUCGAGAAUCAGGUCUAUUAGAACAUGUUGAAGAGUCUGUACAAAUUAUUGGUGACAAGGCGUAUAUCGGUGAAGAAUAUGUAGUCACUCCAAGAAAGAAACCUCAUGGACGUGAAUUAACACAAGAAGACAAAGAUUUCAAUCGCGAUAUUAAUAGUGCAAGAGCAGCGAUUGAAAAUAUUAAUCAACGUCUCAAAAGUUAUGCUAUUCUUGGUGAUGUUUACAGAGGAUCUGUUCAUGAUUCUCAUAAAAUAACUAAAAUCAUACAGGAUGAACUCUAUAAAAUGGCUAAAACGACAAAUAAUACUAAAUUAUGUCACGAUUUUCUUGUGAACUAUUUAGAAAAUUUGAAAAAACAAAUAAAUCAAUGUGAAUUACAAUUAAAUGAACAAUGCCAAUCGUGCCCACUGACAAGUUUGACUUUAGCUCAAAUUGACCAUUGUUUGAAAGAAUAUGUUCGUAGCGAAAGAAGUUAUCUAUCAAUGAGAAAUAAUGACCAAUUAAUUAAAUUUAAAGAUUAUAUUCAUGAAAAAGAUGUCCUUAAAACAAUUAACACUUUUGAAUUAAGCAUAAAUUUGAAUGAAUAUUUAAAUAAAUUAAUAACCAUACGAGAACAACAAAGUGAAAUUUGGAAAGAUUAUCUUAUGUUACAAAUGCGAAUUCUAUGUAAAUUUUUACCACAAAACUUUGAUCAUUUAGAAAAUUUUAUUGGGCAUAUAAAUUAUUUACCAUUGAACAAUACUCAAAAUAGUAUUGAAAUAAAAAAUAAACGUUAUAAACUUAUACAAGAAGCAAAACGUACUUGGUUAAAUAUUUUUUUCAAUGUUUAUGAAUACAAACUACAAAAAUAUGAGCAACAAUAUGAAAAUGAAUUUAAACAACUAGAAAUACAACUAUUCAAUAUUAAUAUUACAAACGAAGGCGUAUCUAUUUUGAAUAAGUUUAAAGAAUAUAUAAUUUAUCGAACAAAUCGAUUAAAACAAGAUAUCUCUAAUAAAAUAUCAUCUUCUCGAGGUAUAUUACUUCAAAAUCGUCACCGUUCAUCAUCAGCUAAAAAUAUGAUUGGUGUAUCACCUGAACCAUAUCUAGAUCUUAUUGACAAUCCAUUCAAUACAUUACAAUGGAAUCAACUUUCACUUGGUCCAUCUUAUAUAAGAUUAAAUCAAAGUGCUAUUCGUCCAAAAAAACAACAACUAAAAGAACUAGAAAAGGAACAUAAAGAGAUUUAUCAGAAAGUUGAAUUGAAUCUAAUUAAAAAUCAAGGUAUUCCAUUGACAGCAUCAAUUUUCAAACAAUAUUCAACAAAUCUUCUUAAUUCUCUUCGUCAUUAUUAUUUGACUCCAUUAUCAUAUAAAGAUCAAAUAGAAACUCAACAACAAGCACAUAUUGCUACAUCAAUUCGAAUGUUAAUUAAAGAAAAAAAUCUAAUUAUACGUCUUACUGAUAACGGUCAUAAUUUUUAUAUUGGUUCAGCAACUGAAUUUGAAAAAAAAGCACAAAAAUUUUUCUCUGAUACAAAUGCUUUUAUAGAAUUAUCUGACAAUCCAUUUAAUGAUAUUACAAAUAAAGUUAUUCAAUUACUUAAUAGACUUCGUGGACAACAUCUUAUUCGCAAAUGGCAAUAUGAACAAAUGAUGCCUGAUCGAACAAAAUGUGAAUUAGCACAUUUAUAUUUUAAUCCAAAAACACAUAAAGAUAAUAUACCUGUUCGACCGAUUGAAAAUACUAUUCAUGCUCCAACAACAAAUAUUUCAAAAUUUUUAGAUCAAAUAUUACAACCUAUAUUCAAUGAUAAAUGUAAAGAAACAAAUAUUAUUGAUGGUGCUUCUUUAAUUGAAGGACUUCAUAAAUAUAUUCGAAAGUGUUUCUUUAAAUCAUCAACUCUGUUUUGUACAUUUGAUAUUCAUAAUUUAUAUACAAUGUUACCACAAGAAGAAUCAAUUAAAAUACUUGGUGAAUUUCUUCAAGUGCAUGGAUAUACAAAAGUCAAAGGGAUUGAUCUGACUACAAUAAAAGAAUUAGCAUCGAUUGUACUACAAGAAAAUGUUUUUGUCUAUGAUAAAAAAAUUUAUAACCAAACAACUGGUGGAGCAAUGGGUUCAUCCUUUACAUUAACUCUAGCCAAUAUUUUUAUGUGGAAAUGGCAAAAAGAAUUUGUUCGUCAACAAAAUAUAACAAAUGAAUUUUAUGGCAGAUAUAUUGAUGAUGUUUUUAUGACAUGGAAUAGAUCUGAAAAAGAGCUACAAAAAUUAUUAGAUGAUGCAAAUCAAUGGCAUUCAAAUAUCAAGUUAGAUUAUAAAAUUGAUAAAAGUCUUCCUUUUCUCGAUGUACUUCUUACCAAUAAUAAUGGUAUUUUAUCAACAUCUGUCUAUCAUAAACCAGCAGCUGAACCAUAUGUUACACCAUUUUUGUCUGAUCAUCCUCGUCAUGUCUUUAAAAAUAUUAUACAAAAUGCACUUACAAAGGCUGUUCGAUAUUCAUCUACAUAUCAAGUUUUUCAACAUGAACAACGUCUCAUUAGAUUAAUGUUAUUAUUUAAUGGUUAUUCAUCUUCAUUUAUUGAGAAACAAUUUGACAAAUUUUUCGUCGAAAAUAUGUCUUCAACAACAACAUUUUUAUCCAUUAGUACAGAUGAAAAACAAUUUAAGCGAAUACGUGAAAACAUUCUAAGAAAACCAACACAACAACAGUCACAAGUCGCUUUAAGUGUUGCUACAGCCGGUCUUCAAAAUGAUGCUACAGACAAAAACUUACUUCAAAGAACAAACAUAGCCAAUGAACCAGAGAAACAAGAUACUAAAUUUGAGAAAAAAAUUAUUGUUCACUAUACACAUGAAAAGCGUCUCCAUUCUUUUAAACGUUAUAUGCAUCAAAUACUCGAUCAUACAUUUCAAAAGGAAAUAGACGAAGAUAUUAAACUUAUUGUUGGCAAUCGAAAUCGUCGCGAUGCCGCAAAGGAACUCAUACGUAAACGGCCUAAACAAUCAUUAUUAAUGAAUAAAAUUCCAAAAAAACGAAAAAAAACAUCGGAACAAAGACCAACAACCGAUCAUGUGGCACAAACAAAAUAA